Messenger RNA from Bursaphelenchus okinawaensis, 2015 nucleotides. The record is from the annotation of a GenBank genome assembly. NCBI's taxonomy places the organism in Eukaryota, Metazoa, Nematoda, Chromadorea, Rhabditida, Aphelenchoididae.
AUGAAUACCAUUUUCAAAUUUUGUCCGGACGUAAGUUACAUUUUAGAUGGAAUUACGUUUUAAAUUUAAAAAAUAAGUUAAAAUUGAAAAUUUUAAAAUUUAAGAUAUGGUUCAGAGUUAAGGAGCAUCUGUCAAUAAUGGAAGAUAUUUGUUCAUUGGCCACGGUAAACAAAUAUUUUUACAAAAUGGUCCACAUGGAUUUUAAACAGCUAUGUUACGAUCAUGUAGUUUAUCGCACAGAAGGCGAAACUUGGGCGUAUGCUUUUUCUGAGUAAGUUACUUUCGCUCUUUCAUCCUGUAUAGGUCUAUAGAGGUAUAGGUCUAGAGAAUUGGUGCAAUUCCUGGUAGCUAUAGACCUACUUCCUUUCAUCUGUAACGUUUGCAGUAACUUUAGUUUUGGGCUUCGAUCAUAUAAUGUUGUGCAACAAGACCCUUACCUUUACCGGAAACACACAAUUUGUUGUUCCUUUACGGGAAAAAUAGCCAUAAAGCUAAACACAGCAUAUGUAAUACUAACAAACAUUGACUUUGGUCUUAAAAAGUUCACAUUGCUCGACUUUACCAGUUACGGAGAGAAGGUAGACUAUGCUAAGAUUAUUAAUCGUGGAAAAGACUUGUUAGUAUAUACUCCAUCUCAUUUGGUAGUAUACGAUCUACAACGCAUGGAAUUGAAAAAGUGUUAUGAUUCACCAGGGCUAACAACAAUGAGCAUUUUUCAAUUUUCGUCUAAAAACACCAUUUUUGACGUGUACAGUAACAAAGAAUUUAAAACUGAUUCACUAUAUAAGCAUCACAAUGGGCUUGUAGAUUAUCUGAAUAUGUACGACACUUCAAAAUAUAUUGCAUUAUGCACUAAAGCCAACAGACUAGUUAUCAUUAAUAGUGAGACAGGCAAAAGACAAACAGUUUGUAGAUGGAAAGUCGGUUCGCGUGUGCAUGUCAUCAACGAAAAUGAUUCAGUUUUUAUAGGUAAGUAUGGUUUUUUAUGUACUGUAGGGCUUAGGGUAUGGCAGGGCUUAGGAUACGGCUAGGGCUUAGGGUACGGUAGGGCCUAAAAUACAGGCUUAGGGUAUGGUAGGGCUUAGGUUAUGAUAGGUUCUAAUGUAGAGUAGCACAUAGGGUACGGUAGGGCCUAGAAUAAGGUAGGGCCUAGAAUACGCUAGGGUAGGAUCAAACAUUAAUGUUAAAUUUUAGUUGGCGAAAGAAGUGGAAUGUACAGUAUCAAGCAAGAAAAAUUUGUAUUUAGCAGUCCUCAUCGCUGGUGUAUUCUCAAUUCAAAUGUUCUUUUUCUUCCGCGUACUAGCUGUGUGAGUUUGAUUUUUAAUUUUUUGAAAUUUAAAACUUUUAUUAAAAUUUUUUUCAUUUCACAAAGCACUUUAAAUGUUUUUUUUAGUUUUUGGUCUACAAAAAACAAAGUGAUCGAUGGGAAACAAUAGAAGCAGACCCAACGCUAAAGUUGACAUCUUAUUGCACUUAUUGUUUGGGACCAUUACCAAAUUACAGAGUUAUGUUGUCUAUGUUGUCAGAUAGAAACGAUGUUUACAAACGUGUACUUCUAACUUUUAAAAAAGGCCAGUUUUCUCUAUUCUAUUCUUACUUGCACUAUUUUAAAAUGAUUUUGUUUUUCUUACAGACCUUGUGGGUACGGUUGGUGUGCUCCAAUCGUUCCUAGUCCACGCUACACUAUUUUUAUAGUUUUGCUAGUUUAAUUUUUUUAAAUUUCAGAUUGUAUCAAGGUCAAGACGUUUGAUGCCAAAGAAAAACUUAUUAAUACCUAUCAUUUGUACAAUGAUGUUAAAAAAGGGAAUCACCAAAUUACACAGCUGAUGAAAAUGCCAUUCCCUGUGGAAGAGAAGCAGUUAAUAGACUUUUGCAAAUGGUUUAAACAAUUGCACAUUUCCACGCCCAAAGUACGAUUUAUUGACGUCAAGACUGGAGCUGAAGAAUAUUUAAAUUUUCAAAAUGAAAAAAAUUGUUAUCCCACCAGUUAUAUUAAAAAUUUGCCUUACAAAUAA